Messenger RNA from Histoplasma capsulatum G186AR, 1905 nucleotides. RefSeq lists its product as uncharacterized. The record is from RefSeq and is a predicted model, not a curated record. The coding region runs from base 1 to 1905 and encodes 634 amino acids. The transcript has 3 exons. Lineage: Eukaryota; Fungi; Ascomycota; Eurotiomycetes; Onygenales; Ajellomycetaceae.
AUGUUCCCGAAGCUCCUCCACCGCUUCUACGGUUCGAUCCUCCUCCUCGAAACUCUCGGGCAGGUCAGAGGUGACCGUCGAAAGGCAGAGAUAAUAUCGAACGAACCAGGGCUUCAUAACAGGAGGCUUCGCCACCAUUUCUGCAACGCGCUUGCGUACAUUUGUGCCUUUGACACGGGUUCGGAUCAUGUCACCGCCAUCGCCCUUGAUGCUCAGCCGGGCAUCACCAAGGUGCUUAUCGCAGCUAACAGGGGCGUUCCCAACGAGGUCUUCGAAUUUUUGCAGGAUAUUUUGUCUAUCUUGCACUCUAUUGCGAAGGGAUCCCCCGACGAAGAAAUCGUUGAUGCCCAAGACAACAUACUUCACAAAGUUGUCAGCCUUAACCAGCCUCGAAUCCGCCGCUACCAUGAAGUGGCUGUCGAAAUGUAUGAAUCGUGCGGCCCAAUCAUGCAAUCCGCCCGCAAAGAACUUGGUGCCAAGGUACCAGGUCAUCCAAGGGUCUCCGAGCUGGACCGAGUUGGGGCGUUCUUGAAUCGUUUCUUCACCUCCGGCAAGUCCUUAAAGGAUGAAUAUGAGUGCCUUGAUUUAGUGAAGCAAUGCCAUGGGCUUAGAUAUUCGGGCAUGAUCGACACUUUAGACUCAUUUGCCGCCCAUGGGCAAUCGUGCCAAUCGAAAUUUCAACGUCUUCAGGAGCUGCUUAAAAAGCUUGGAAAGCAUGCAACCUGCUCUAGAAGACUUGUCAGCGCUGCAAAGCAGCUGCCUGAAGAAUUUACCGGUAAUUUUGAGGUCAUACCUAUCGAGCCAUCUUCGCCUAGCCCUAUCUGUCUCCCGUUAAAGAAAGCGUCCGUAGAGAGCAUUAUUGGCCGGAUGACACCGGACAAAGCAAGUCAAGAAAUGAUGGAAAAUAUGCUCAAACAGCGCCUUGAUCAGAGCACAGAUGAAAUUACACAGGGGAUAAGUGAAAAGCUCAAAACCAAGACACUGAUACACGCUGAACUUCUCCUGAUGAGCUACAUUGAAGAACAUGGCUGCAACUUCAUUGAGCCUGAUGAUAAAUAUAUAGGUUGCAGCAAGCCGGCAUGUUACCUCUGCAGUUUAUACAUCUGCCACCAUCCGGGGAAUUAUUCGCUGCCGGACACGUCAAAUAAGCUGUACAUCAAGUGGCGAAUGCCAGAUACCUAUUCAAGCCACAAGAGCGCUGCUCGAUCGGCUCGUGAAAUGGAGGUGAUACUGGAUAAAAUGAUUCAGGAGAUCAAAAAGAACUUCAAAACGGACGUGAUGAGGCCCAGGCCAAGGAAUAUGCACGCAGAUUCGUCGGCGGAUAUGACCACUACUGUGGAUGGCGCUGCUAUGGGUGCGGGCGAUUCUGGAUUGCAGCCCAUUCCCAUGGAUUUACAAUCGCAUAUAGAAGCGUUGAGUUUGUAUCACACGCUAUAUACUCAAAGCCUCCUCGGCACCACCAACUACUUCCCCAACGCUUCCCCACAGCCAGAACAGCAUCAACCGCCCCCCAGCGGACAUCUAGAGUCCCAAUUUCAAUAUUCAUAUCCAUAUAUACCCCAAAUCUUUCGUGCGCCCAUUCCCGUGCCUUUCCCUAGUCCAAUUCCUGAAAUCCCUUCCUCUUCCGCCUCUUUUGCUCAGUCCCAUGUUUCCACUCCGUUAUAUCCCAGUAGUAUUAGUGGCGGUAGUAGUGGAGGAAGCCGCAACUACAUCCACAAUAACAACAAUAGCAACAGCAGCAGUGGCAGAGGAGGGACAGUAUCCGGGAGAGUAUCCCAGCCGACCAGCGAUAUUGCCAGCCUCAACAGCGGCCGAGAGCAACAAAACCCAAACCCGCAAAAGGCGGCCAAGAGACCCGGGUGGAGAGGGCCACCCAGUCAGCGCUGGGUUUCUGCACAUCAUUGA